AUGGGGAGCGACUUCAAAGUCAUUGUGGUUGGCGGCGGCCCAAUAGGGCUAAUUGCCGCCCAUGCGCUUCACCGUGCCGACAUUGAUUUUGUGGUUCUCGAGCGCAGACCUGCUAUUGUCGAAGAUAAGGGGGCCAGUCUUGUGGUAUAUCCGACUACAUUUAGAGUCAUGCAUCAACUCGGUAUUUUAGAGUCAUUGUUGCCUAUAGGAGGAGAGCUUGAAACUCAUAUGUCGCUUACCAAAGACGGGCAUGUCUUUAAUGAAAGCCCAAGAUAUAGAACAAUUCGAGAGAAUCAUGGACAUGGCCCUGUUGCUUUCGAUCGCUCGGAAGUGGUUAGAACAAUGUACAAUUUGUUACCAGACAUCGCAAAAGAAAAAGUCUUGACCAACAAACAGCUGAGCAAUAUAGAGACAAAAGGUGACGGGGUCAAGGUGACAUGCGUCGACGGCAGUGUCUACCACGGAUCAAUAGUGAUCGGCGCAGACGGCGUUCACAGCAAAACCCGACAUGUUAUGCGCGACAUCGCCUUGAAAGAAGAUCCGCUACGGGACUGGGAUCCCGAAGAACCGUUCCCAGCAACAUUCCGGCUUAUAUAUGGGGCAUUUCCCACACCGUCGCCUUCCGGUGAAGGAAACGACACCCAGUCAUCGGGAAAGUCGGUCUCGUAUUUCAGCGGCCCGAAGCGUAGCUGGUUCUUCAUGAGCGAGAAACUGCCGAAGCCAACCAACGAGCGAAAACAUUACACCGAGAAGGAUAUUAAUACCCUCGCUGCCGAGUUUGCGGAUUAUCCACUGAACCGCACGGUCAAGGUCAAAGAUGUCUGGCCGAAGAUGUUGGCCGUAGGCAUGACGGACCUCCAUGAAGGAAUCGCGAAGCACUGGAGUCUGGGCAGGAUUGUGCUCGUGGGCGAUUCUUGUCAUAAGUUUACGGUUCAUAUGGGACUUGGGUUUAACAAUGGUGUUCAGGAUGUUGUGGUGUUGUGUAACCGUCUACGAGGUGCGGUUCAGAGUGCUUCUGAAAGAAACCCAGAUACAGCUGCCCUUACGCGUGUGUUUGAUGACUACGAGAGAGUUCGAAAGAGCUCGGACUGCUCGCUCGUUGCGGAUUUGGCAAAUACGGGAUUGGAGACUCGUAUGUACACUUGGUACAACUCUCUCUACUGGUUUCUUUCUCGAUAUAUCAUUGCUCUUUCAAUUGUUGAGGGCCUGGCACUUCGAUUUUCCUUUUCUCCUGGGUUUCAGAAAGCACAGGUGUUGGACUAUGUUGAGGCAUCGGAGCCGAUGAAUGGGAAGCUGCCUUGGCUACACCCGAUGAAGACUAAGAUACUGUGA
Molecule: messenger RNA, 1332 nt
Organism: Penicillium concentricum
Lineage: Eukaryota; Fungi; Ascomycota; Eurotiomycetes; Eurotiales; Aspergillaceae
Product: FAD-dependent oxidoreductase
Exons: 2
Coding region: 1-1332 (443 amino acids)
Molecular function (GO): FAD binding
Source: RefSeq, a predicted model, not a curated record